GCGUUGGUCUGUUGGUCGUGAAGUAUGGGUUGAAUCCAGUCAAAAUACUGCUGGGGAUCAUCAAUGGCUGUACCUAUCUGAUAUUCUGGGUGAUGAUGCGUGUGUGGAACUUGCAGCUUUGGUCUAUGAUCCACUACCCCACUGGUCUGGAGAACAUGCCAGAGUACAGUGCCUCUCUUGGAUGUACGAAUGCCUCCCGAGUAUUCAGCGAUGUCAAAACGACAUUUGCGGUGCCAACCGCGCCUGUGGAGGCUGUACAUUCACUUGACAUCGCAGGCAGUGCUGUUGGCACUCUCACGAUCGCGCAAGGCCUCCCGGACGCUUCCGACAUCAAAUACGAGACAUUCGUCCAUUCCAGCGAUCCUACCCUCCUCGACCUCAUCGCAUUCACCCAAGCUCCUUUGCCCGACCGUGUCGAUCCUCUUCACGAAACCCGCGUAAUUGUAGAGACGCCAGCAUUUGACAUAUUCACAGGCGCCUGUGUGCGCUACGAUAUGACCGUGUACAUCCCCUCGAGCGUCUCUUCGCUUGAUAUCCGAGCUCAUGGCAACGGAGCCCUGCAACUGAAGUUCGACGAGCGGUCAAACUUCGAAGUGGAUGCGCUGUCAGUGACAAUUGAAAUGCCGGACUCGCGGAACUUGAUCAUGCCUCACAAGGGCGUACGUGCCGACAUCAUGACCAUCGGUAUGGCAAGCGGAUGGCUCGUGGGGGACGUUACGAUCGUCAAUGAGACGCGGCUUGGCAGGGAAGAUGGGAACAUGACACUGAAUGCGCACAUCUAUCCCGCUCCAUCCCACGAGGACCCACCUGCGCCCGCUAAUCUAGACACCACCACGGGCUCGGGACCAAGCUCAUACAUAUUCUACAUGGCCGACGCUGGCCAUUCCCGUCGUCCGAUCCACAGCGUUCAUCGUUCGCUUGGCGAGGACAUGCUUUGGCUGGUGUAUCCGCAGGUAACUGUCAACGGCACUGUGAACAUCACCGCGAGCAAUUACCCAGGAGGACGGCUGGAGCACCAUGACCCUGAUGGUCCGGACAGUAUUGUGUCUCAGUCCGACGGUCCCAUUGUUUUCUUCGCUCAUUCUUUCUAGACGUGCGUGUUCGUAAAUAUCACAGCAGCUAUGCAGAUCACGUUCAAUAUGAAGGAAACUCGUGCAAUGGAUGAAAGGUUGCAAACUUGGAAGGAAGAUGGGGAGACGAUUGAGCGAGAAUGCUAUGUAUAUAUUUGAUUUAUGAGCAGCAC
Molecule: messenger RNA, 1243 nt
Organism: Laetiporus sulphureus 93-53
Lineage: Eukaryota; Fungi; Basidiomycota; Agaricomycetes; Polyporales; Laetiporaceae
Exons: 2
Coding region: 93-1091 (332 amino acids)
Source: RefSeq, a predicted model, not a curated record